Messenger RNA from Exophiala aquamarina CBS 119918, 2154 nucleotides. Its product is annotated as transcription initiation factor TFIID subunit 5. The coding region runs from base 1 to 2154 and encodes 717 amino acids. The record is from RefSeq and is a predicted model, not a curated record. The transcript has 2 exons. Gene Ontology annotation, biological process: transcription initiation at RNA polymerase II promoter. Gene Ontology annotation, cellular component: transcription factor TFIID complex. NCBI's taxonomy places the organism in Eukaryota, Fungi, Ascomycota, Eurotiomycetes, Chaetothyriales, Herpotrichiellaceae. Gene Ontology annotation, molecular function: RNA polymerase II general transcription initiation factor activity; protein binding.
AUGACGUACGAUGUCGGAGCGGUGAUUGACUACCUCGCCAAGAAAGGCUACCAUCGGACUGAGGCUACUUUACGAGCUGAAUCAUCGAAUCAAGAAAUUCCCCGAGAUGCCUCGAUCCAACCACAAGGCUCUGGCCCGCCUCGUUACCUGGAGAUGUAUAGUCGCUUAAAAGCGUGGAUUGACGAUGCGCUUGAUAUUUACAAGCCUGAGGUUGCGCGAAUCUUGUGGCCCAUUUUUGUGUACUCUUACUUCGACCUUGUCAAAAAAUUCUACCCUAAGGAUGCAGCGCGAUUUUUUCAGAAAUUCAGCGACGACUUCAAGAAGGAACAUGAAUAUGACCUUGGUAGUAUUGAGCACAUUACUCUGCCCGAACAUGGCGAAGACAAGAUUGCGACGCUCUAUCGCGACAACAAAUAUCGACUUUCUCUCAGCCAACCCGCAUUUACCUAUUUUAUGCAGUUCCUCGAAAGCCUCCCCGAAACGGGGUUCAAACUCUUCAUCAACAUUGUCGAAAAGAAUCUCGACCUUCGGCAGGUCGAACGGGGAGCGGAUGAUCGAUUCAGCUUCGCAGCUAUUAUUGCAAGAGGCGUUGAUGGCCAAGACAUGCCAGCAGAAGAUGAAGGCAUUCCUGGUCAUCGCCCGGGAAAUGCGGUUUCGUCGACAGAUCCUAGCGUUGGAAACAAUCUCGCAACACUCAAGCUUGGAAAACUCGCCAUGGAGAAGGAUGCUGAAGAAGAUGUGCGUGCUGAAGUUACAGAGCUUGAUCUCAUCGUUCCUCCAAGAGAUGGGCAAUCUACCUUACUACAAACCCAUGAACUCCUCAACAUCAAGCAAGAAGAUGAGGACGAAGGACCCAGCCGGGCGGAAAUACCUUUUCCACCAUCCACAGCCCGCGAUGUUGCUAUGGAGGUCCAAAAGAUCCGUGAAAACAGAGACCGAUUGAAGAUCGAAUCUCGCACCGGAGGCAUUGGCCCUGGUCUCAGUGUGGUCAUGUAUACUUUCCAUAACACCCACGACAGCAUGAUAUGUAUGGACUUUUCUGGCGAUCAAAAACUUGUUGCUGCUGGAUUCCAAGAAUCCUACAUUCGAGUGUGGACACUCGAUGGAUCACCUUUGGGUGGUGCAGUCAAUGGUCAGCAAUCCAAUUCGCAGCGUCUCAUUGGACAUUCAGGUCCUGUAUACAGCGUUGCCUUCGCCCCAUCAAGUGUCAAACCAAGUGGCGAGAUAGGUGAUACUGAUACCAAAUGGCUUCUCUCUUGUUCUCAGGAUUCCAGCAUUCGCCUCUGGUUCUUGGACACCUUCCAGUGCGUGGUUGUUUACAAAGGACAUGUUGGACCUGUCUGGUCUAUCUCCUGGGGUCCUUAUGGCCACUACUUCGCUAGCGCCGGCCAUGACAAGACAGCGCGGAUCUGGCAAACCGAUCACAUCCGCCAAGUUCGAAUUCUUGCCGGCCAUGAUGACGGUGUUGAUGUAGUUGCAUGGCAUCCCAACUCAAGCUACGUCUUCACUGCAUCUUCUGAUAAGACUGUGCGCAUGUGGGCUUUGAAUAAUGGCAACCCUGUUCGCAUGUUUACGGGCCAUACCUCCAUGGUAACUGCAUUGGCAUGCUCUCGCAACGGCAAGAUCCUUGCAUCGGCAGAUGAUACUGGUGUUAUACUACUUUGGGAUCUCGGACCAGGUCGUCUGCUGAAGAAAAUGCGUGGUCAUGCCAAAGGAGGAAUCUGGUCACUGACCUGGAGUGCAGAGUCUACAGUCCUUGUUUCCGGCGGCGCCGACGGUACCGUGCGGUCCUGGGACGUGACGGGACCUGCAAAGAAAUCGGCCACACCAGCUACAAAAGCAGAUGGAAGUGGCAGCGCGACGGCGGGAAAAGCGGAUGGUGGCAUAGGCAGUUCGACAGGGACUGGCGGCGCAGUGACGGCGUCAUCUGCAGGCUCUGGACUCAACAUAUCCGGCGGGACCGCAGGCCCAGCUGCUAGCACUACAGGCGGCGUUGCUGGUGCUCAUCAUAAGAAGCGAGGGAAGGACGCAGUUGUCACCAGCGACCAGAUUUCCGCGUUCUUGACGAAGCAGAGCCCUGUGUACUUGACACAAUUCACCAACAUGAACCUUGUGUUGGCUGGUGGCGCAUAUCUUCCAGAAGCAGGAAAAUAG